GUGCAGACUACGGUGAAAUACCUUGGACCUGGACCUUGAGUCCCGCAGCCUGUAGGGUCUCCGCCGGGUGCACGCCAGGCGCACUGCAGUUGCUCCGCUUUUUUACAGCGGGCUUGUGUGUUUCGCGUUGGUUUCAGGAGGCUACCCCAAGGGUGCGUGCGGUGAGGCAGCUGGGCAGCAGAGGCACCUCCCCUGAGAAGCCAGCAGGGCGGCGUCCCGCGGGGAAGAUGAGCGGCACGGGCGCCCGGUCCAGCCACCUGUCCCAGCCGGUCGUGAAGAGCGUGCUGGUGUACCGCAACGGGGACCCCUUCUUUGCGGGGCGCCGCGUCGUCAUCCACGAGAAGAAGGUGUCCAGCUUCGACGUCUUUCUGAAGGAGGUGACGGGCGGCGUUCAGGCGCCCUUUGGGGCCGUCAGGAACAUCUACACCCCGCGGACCGGGCACCGCAUCCGGAAGCUAGACCAGAUCCAGAGCGGAGGCAACUACGUGGCCGGGGGCCAGGAAGCCUUCAAGAAGCUCAAUUACUUGGACAUAGGAGAAAUGAAGAAGAGACCUAUGGAAGUUGUUAAUACAGAGGUGAAGCCGGUAAUGCACAGCAGAAUCAACGUGUCUGCUCGCUUUAGAAAACCCCUUCAGGAGCCCUGCACCAUCUUCUUGAUUGCAAAUGGAGACCUCGUAAGCCCGGUUUCUCGCCUCCUCAUCCCCAGAAAAACCUUGAAUCAGUGGGAUCAUGUGCUACAAAUGGUCACAGAAAAAGUAACUCUGAGGAGUGGGGCUGUCCACAGACUUUACACAUUAGAAGGAAAACUUGUUGAGAGCGGGGCCGAGUUGGAGAAUGGGCAGUUUUAUGUGGCUGUCGGCAGAGAUAAGUUUAAGAAAUUGCCUUACGGUGAAUUACUUUUUGACAAGUCCACCAUGAGAAGGUCCUAUGGUCAGAAAGCUUCUUCACUACCUCCUAUUGUAGGAUCCAGAAAGUCUAAAGGGAGUGGAAAUGAUCGUCAAUCCAAGUCAACGGUUGGAUCCAGCGACCACGCUUCCCCUCAGCCCCCAAAGAGGAAAGGGAAAAAAGAGGAGGUGAAUUUGGAAAAACCCAAGAAAGGGAAACAAAACGUAAAGUCAAAGAACUCACCACAAAUAAGUCCAAACAGUGAUGAAGGCGUUUUCAAAGCUGGAGCAGAGAGGUCUGAGACACGGGGGGCAGCAGAAGUCCAAGAAGAUGAAGACACUCAAGUUGAGAUCCCAGUUGACCAGAGGCCAGCGGAAAUAGUAGAUGAGGAAGAAGACGGAGAAAAAGCAAACAAGGAUGCAGAGCAGAAAGAAGAUUUUUCAGGAAUGAAUGGUGAAGUUGAAGAAGGAGGAGAGAAGGAGACUACAGAUGCCUCUGAGCAAGUCGGGGGGCUCCCGGAUCACAGUGAGGAGCUGGCGGCUCCCACCCGCGUUAACGGAGGCACCGAUGAAGAAAAUGGUGAGGAGCUGGAUCAGGUUAAUACUGAGUCUCAGGAGGCAGUGGAUGAGGAAGUAAAGUCGCAAGGAGCUGGCAGUGGACAAGAUGAGGCUGACUUAGACCCUCAAAGACCACCAAGACCAGAAGUAAAAAUCACGAGUCCACAAGAAAAUGAGAACAACGAACAAAACAAGGACUAUGCUGUCGUAGCGUAGAUAAAUUUUUAAAAAAGAGAGUGUAUUGAUUAUCAGGAAAAUGAAGGGUUUUAAUACUUGAAUAAUAAGGAUAUAGUUACUGUUGAACAUAAUGUGACAACAUUGAAUACUACCUAUGGAAUUCUAAGAUUAGAGGCUUAAUGGAAAGACUAGAUAAUUUUGAGUAGCUACUAAAGGAGAGUGGCUUCUUUUCAUGGGAUAUAUUUGUAAAAGUCAUUUAGAAAAAUUAAGUAAGAGGGAUAGAGGGACAGUUGCUCGGGAUGACAAUUGGCCACUUGUCUUGGUAAGCGAUGAAAAAGGAUAGGACCACACCUAUUAUAGACUUGUCUAUAAAUUUAGAAGUGAGGUUAUUAGAUGGGAGCUUAUUCUAGAGCACUUAUCUAGGAAGGCAUAGAAUUUUAAAAGAGAUGAUAAUAGGAAAGCAUGUACUUUUUUUUUUAAAGCAAUAAACUCUUGAAUAAACAAA
Molecule: messenger RNA, 2124 nt
Organism: Odobenus rosmarus divergens (Pacific walrus)
Lineage: Eukaryota; Metazoa; Chordata; Mammalia; Carnivora; Odobenidae
Gene: DCDC2
Product: doublecortin domain containing 2
Exons: 10
Coding region: 228-1658 (476 amino acids)
Biological process (GO): neuron migration; regulation of cilium assembly; dendrite morphogenesis
Cellular component (GO): microtubule; axoneme; microtubule organizing center
Source: RefSeq, a predicted model, not a curated record